AUGAGCGGGAUAAGGGCGCUGUACCUUUUUGCCUCUGCGGGAGACGGAGGAGGGCAUUCCCUGAUUUACGAGAGGCGCUUCCCCAACGUGGAGGUGUGCGCGAGAAGUGUGCAGACACACAGUUACGUGAAUCUUCCCAAACUGAGAAAAGUAGAACAACUACUUAAGGAGCAGAUAAUAAAAAGAAGCUUCCAAGAGGUACACACACACUCUGAGUUUGUCCAACUGAACAGAACAAUAUGUUGUUAUUCUGUACGUGUCAAGAAUAAAGUUGUUUAUCCCUUCUUGCUGAUGAGAAGUAGCAGCUUCAUUGUGAUAGUCCUUCUCCUGAUGGAAGAUCCGAACAAUGGAAGUCCCAAGGUGGAGGCUGCAAAUAAUGCGGAGAAGUUAUUGUAUUACAAUUUUAUGCAGGAUUUUUUAACCUACGUGGAAGGUAAGAUGGCCAAGCGAGCUUCUUUCCUUUUAUCCCCUUACGGACAAGGGAACCACAACAAGGUAGUACUCCUCCAGAAGAUUCGCACCAUCGGGGAUGCGUACAUAACUUCUACCAUUCCAUUUGGUAGAUUUCUCGGACGGAGAAGCUCUCCCUUUAUAGAUUAUCUGAAAGGAGAUAUGUACAAAAGGGGAGACAUUUUACAGAGUACCUUCUUCCCCUUUUACAAUUUUUUGAUGUUGGAAAAUAGGGACACUGUUCACCUGGGGAAAGGACCCACAACUGUGUGCAGCAGUUCUUUGGUGGAAGGGGGUACAGAGUGUCGCUUGUCGGAGGGGAGACGUCAAUUUACCUCCCCGAGUGAUCAAAGCGAGAGCUAUAAGGAUAGCAUGUUUAGCAGCAGUGAUUUGGAAGACGCAGACAGUUCAGUCGAAACAGUGGAAAAGCUCCCCUGCGCAUCUGUCAAGAGGAAGGAGCCAAACGAUAUUCUGUACCUAAAUGGAAAGCCUCCCUUUGUACCUCCCACAGAAGGCACUUGCACAGACAGGAAUGUAAAAGAGACCUUCUUCAAGCUACUUAUAAAGUUCUACAGCUUGGCCGGGAGGGACAACCUCAUCAGGGGGGAUAACCCGGGGGAGCCUCCACUUCCACCCAAUGCAUAUUAUCACUUAUAUCUUUUCUUCUUAUACAAUUACUUCUCCCGUUUGGGGAAGCACCAACAAAUCGCCAUUCAAAACGACUCUGCUGAGAAUGAGAGCGUCAGGAUUAGCAGGGAGAACAUUCAUACCUACGUCCCGCUUUAUGUACACGAGAGAAGCAACCGGUCGCCCACUCACCUGUUCAUUACGGAGGAGCUCACCGGGUUUGUAACGAACUCGGAAAAUCGGAGCGGGAACGUGAAGGGCGAAAUAAUACUGCAGUGCGAUGACGAACGGUACUUGGACGUCGACAUGACGCUCGAGCCGGACGACCAUGUCUGCGAUGUGUACGCAGGAGAUUUUGUUAACGUGGAGAAGAGGGGGAAGAGUCUACACAUCAGAGCGGCUACCAAACAUACGAGGAACACAGUGCUAACGUACUACUGCAGGGAUGUACCUUCUCCCCUCAUCGGAUUCUACACCCUUAAAAGGGCCGCCAGCGGGAAAUGUGCUCAAGUAGACGUGGGAUUGCAGUGGAAUAGGAACACGCCUUCCAUAACGUUUGAAAAGAAAAUAGCGGAGCCCUUUUUUGUGCGACUGCCCUUUCCCGGCGAAAUUGUUAGCCACACUUUGAAAUGUAACUUGGGAAAGAUAAAAAUUGAAGGCAGGCAGGAAAUAAAGUGGACGCUUCUUGACCUUCCGAACUUGGCGGCAAAACAGCUAUCUGCGGAAGUCCACUUGUUGUCCAAGUGCGCUUACUCCAAAAUGGCGGUGACCCACGUGAGCGAGGAGAUACACCCGCAACAGUUCUUCCACACCCAGGGGUUGACGCUGCUCAGUUCUUAG
Molecule: messenger RNA, 1917 nt
Organism: Plasmodium inui San Antonio 1
Lineage: Eukaryota; Apicomplexa; Aconoidasida; Haemosporida; Plasmodiidae
Exons: 8
Coding region: 1-1917 (638 amino acids)
Biological process (GO): endosomal transport
Cellular component (GO): late endosome; lysosome; AP-type membrane coat adaptor complex
Source: RefSeq, a predicted model, not a curated record